AUGGAGGGAGUCCUCAAGUCCAUGAAGCACGAUGGAAGGAUCCCUCGCAUCCCUGAUGAAGUAGAGCGCUCACUCCAAUAUUCCGGUCCACUGCUGCCUCUUCCCGCUAUCUCGCAGCGUCUUUGCGCCAAGAUGAUGGCAAACACCUUCUCAUACGCGCUGCUCCACAGCGCCCCUCGCAGACCUUUACUGAAGAGGAGAUGUCUUAGUGAUACCUCGGACCUGUUUGCCAUGAUCGAGAGGAUGCAGGGUUGCAGGAUGGACGAGCAGAGAUGCCCCCUCCCUCCACCCCUGAAAACAGAAGAGGACUACAUCCCCUAUCCCAGCGUUCAUGAGGUUCUUGGUCGCAGUAGCCCAUUCCCACUUAUCCUACUGCCCCAGUUUGGAGGCUACUGGAUUGAGGGGACCAAUCAUGAGCCUCGAGAGACUCUGGAGACAGAGCAACCUAUAUGCCCCAACUCUUAUGUCAAGCUAGAGACCAAUAGCACCGCCAAGAUCUACAGGAAGCAGUUCAUGGGCAAAGAGCACUUUAAUUACUACACCAUAGACACCGCCCUGGGCCACUUGGUCUUCUCAUUAAAGUACGAUGUCAUCGGGGAUCAGGAGCAUCUGUGCUUGAUGCUGCGCUCCAGGCUAAGAACCUACCAUGAUGUCAUUCCCAUUUCCUGCCUCACAGAGUUCCCCAAUGUUGUACAGAUGGCUAAGCUUGUGUGUGAAGAAGUAAACGUGGAUCGCUUUUAUCCAGUUCUCUACCCAAAGGCUUCACGCCUCAUUGUUACGUUUGACGAGCACGUGAUAAACAACAAUUUCAAGUUCGGGGUUAUUUAUCAAAAGUUUGGUCAGACCACAGAGGAAGAAGUCUUCGGGAAUAUGGAGGAAAGUCCGGCUUUCGUAGAGUUCUUGGAGUUUCUAGGCCAGAAGAUUGAACUGCAUGAUUUUAAAGGAUUUCGAGGAGGCCUCGACGUCACCCACGGCCAAACAGGGACGGAAUCAGUUUACACCAACUUUCAUGGCAAGGAGAUCAUGUUCCACGUCUCCACUAAGCUGCCUUACACUGAGGGUGACUCACAGCAGCUGCAAAGGAAAAGACACAUAGGCAAUGACAUUGUCGCCAUCGUAUUCCAAGAAGAGAACACACCCUUUGUACCCGACAUGAUCCAGUCCAACUUCCUGCACGCCUAUGCGGUGGUCCAGGUAGAGGACGCGUGUACAGAUAAUGUCACCUACAAGGUGUCAGUGACGGCAAGAGACGACGUGCCCUUCUUUGGGCCAGCUCUGCCUGACCCGGCCAUCUUCAAAAAGGGCCCAGAACUUCGCGAGUUUCUAUUCACCAAGCUCAUCAACGCUGAGUAUGCUUGCUACAAGGCGGAGAAGUUCGCCAAGCUGGAGGAGCGCACACGUUCAGCCCUUUUGGAGACACUGUACGAAGAGCUGCACAUCAACAGCCAGGCCAUGAUGGGCCUAGGUGGGGACGAAGAUAAGCUGGAGAACGGCGGCGGUGGAGGAGGAGGCGGCUUCUUCGAGUCGUUCAAGCGGGUCAUCCGCAGCAGAAGCCAGUCAAUGGAUGCCAUGGGACUCAGUAGCAAGAAGUCACACACAGUCUCCACUAGUCAUAGUGGCAGCUUUACCCACAAUCUGGCCGAGAGCCCCAAAACACCCGGCAUUUCAUUGCUCGUGCCGGGGAAAAGUCCCGGUAAAUACGGCCGGCGAGGCAGCGCCAUAGGGAUAGGAACAAUAGAAGAGUCGCUGAUCAUUCCGGGGAAAAGCCCCACCAGGAAAAAGUCAGGACCCUUCAGUUCCCGGCGGAGUAGCGCCAUCGGUAUCGAAAACAUCCAGGAGGUCCAAGAGAGGAGCCGAGACGUGUCACCGUGCAACCAAAGGACAUCCGACAGCGCCCUUGUCUCCCAGGAAAAUAGAUCGGACAACUCGUCCAAUCACAGCUCUCCUGAGUUUGCCCCUGCCAAGAACAGCUUGGUCAUGUGUUGCAGGGCGCCGUCUAUCCCGGAAGCUCAGGAUCUUUCCCGUUCCUCAUCCAAUGCCAGCAGCUUCGCCAGCGUAGUGGAGGACCACGAAGCCGACGAUGAGUACGACACUGGGCGGGAAAGUGCGUCGGCCACAACGCCACACAAGAGAGAUUCGCUAGACGAUGGGUCACUUAGUAUGAGUCAUGCUGGCUUCACAUCGUCACGACCCGAGUCGAAAGCCGCAGACGGCCGUUCCAGGUCGGAGCGCCCGCCACUGGAACACAAGUCCUCGGUAUAA
Messenger RNA from Nerophis lumbriciformis (worm pipefish), 2262 nucleotides. The record is from RefSeq and is a predicted model, not a curated record. NCBI's taxonomy places the organism in Eukaryota, Metazoa, Chordata, Actinopteri, Syngnathiformes, Syngnathidae.